AUUUGCUUUAUUUGAUGUUCUUCCUUCUCAUUUCCAAGUUUUACACUUUCCCUCUCUCUUCAUUUUAUUGCCUACUCGAAUAAUCCAAAAUAUCAAUCUCUUCCUUUUCUUUUCUUUUUAUUUUUUAUUUUUUUUAUUUUUGUUCUUCACCCAUUUCCAAUGAGAGUUCCCACUCUCUAAAUCUCAAUUCCAAUAAAUCCUUCAGAUUUUGCUGCAAUUUCCCCACUUAAAUCCUCGAAUCUCCAGCGACGACGUUUUUCAUCUACCAUCAACGAGAGUGUAAAUUUCUCUUGGUUUUAUCCCACAAGUUUUUGAUCCAUUUUUUGAAAUAAGAAACUAAACCAAAGAGCGAGAGGAAAAAGAGAGAGCUAGCAAGCAAAAUAGUGAGCUAGGCUAGAGAGGGGAAUAAUGGUAAGACGGAUUCAUCUAAUUAAAAAUUGGUUUCAAAGAAUUAAAAUAUGUUUGAGAGUGAUUUUGAAUGGGAUAUUUCAACUAUUUCAAAACCAUAUUCUAAAAAUUUGGUCUUUUUGUCUAUUUUUAUUACACGUUAGAAAGCUGGGAAAGAAGAAAGAGAAGAGGUGUUAAACAAUGGCAGCCACUUCUAGCUUGCACAUAGCGAUGUACCCUUGGUUUGCUUUUGGCCACUUAAUUCCAUAUCUCCAAAUUGCCAACAAGUUAGCCAAAAAAGGCCACAGAAUCUCCUUCUUAAUCCCAUCAAAUACUCAACCCAAAUUGCAGCCUUUCAAUCACUUUCCAAAUCUCAUUACCUUUCUCCCCAUCAUUGUUCCUCAUGUUAAUGGUCUCCCACAAGGUGCUGAAACUACUGCUGAUGUUUCUAAUCUUCAACAGUUCAGUCUCAUCAUGACUGCAAUGGAUCUCACCCAACCACAAAUCGAAUCCUUCCUCCAACACGUAAAACCCCAUUUCUUCUUCUUUGAUUUCACCUACUGGAUGCCAAAAUUAGCAUCUCAAUUCGGCAUCAAGUCAAUUUAUCAUAGUGUAAUUAGUGCAACAACAUUUGCUUAUGUUUAUCCCCCAUCAAGGCAACUCUGUGGACAUGAUUUCACUGUUGAUGAUUUUAUGAAGCCACCUCUUGGCUUCCCAAGUUCCGUUAUCAAGCUUCAUUCUCAUGAAGCCAAAUUUUAUGCAUCCAUGAGCCAUAUGAAAUUUGGCUCUGAUGUUCUCUUCUUUCAUCGCCAUUUCACCGGUCUUUGCGAGUCUGAUGCUAUUGCAUUCAAGUCAUCUAGGGAGAUUGAAGGGCCUUUUAUAGAUUAUCUAGAAACCGAAUUCAAAAAGCCUGUUCUGCUUUCAGGACCUGAUGGAAACAUACAAGAACCAACAACAACUUUGGAACAAAGAUGGGCAGAAUGCCUUUCAGAGUUCAAAGCUGGUUCAGUCAUUUACUGUGCAUUUGGAAGUGAAUGUACCUUAACAAAAGACCAAUUGCAAGAAUUGGUAUUGGGCUUUGAGCUUACAAACUUACCAUUCUUUGCUGUGCUCAAACCUCCACACGGCAUGGAUACGAUCAAUGCCGCUUUGCCUGAAGGUUUUGAACAGAGAAUUCAGGGGAGAGGGGUAGUGUAUGGAGGAUGGGUUCAACAACAGCACAUUUUGGAGCAUCCAUCAAUUGGAUGCUUUGUUACACAUUGUGGGGCAGGGUCUUUAUCUGAGGCAUUGGUGAAAAAGUGUCAGUUGGUGUUUUUACCUCAUAUUGGUGACCAUUUUUUUAGAGCAAGAACAUUGAGCAGUUGUUUGAAGGUUGGUGUGGAGGUGGAGAGAAGGCAAGAAGAUGGGGUUUUUAACAAAGAAAGUGUGUGUAAGGCAGUGAAGACAGUGAUGGAUGAAGAGAAUGAAAGUGGGAAAGAGAUCAGAGCAAAUUUAGCAAAGUUAAGAGAGUUAUUGGUUGACAAAGAUUUGGAAGAGUCAUACAUCAACAACUUCAUCCACAAACUCCAUUGUUUGAUUGUAAGUAACAAGGAAACAAAGAAGACUCUUUAGUCUUUUCUUUUCUACUAAUUUCUUUAUCAAACUUCCUUUUACCAUGUACUAUUUAUCAACCAUUAGUCAAUUAUGCCUCAUGCUAUUAAAUUUACAUUUUUGUUGAUGUUUUCA
Molecule: messenger RNA, 2112 nt
Organism: Cucumis melo (muskmelon)
Lineage: Eukaryota; Viridiplantae; Streptophyta; Magnoliopsida; Cucurbitales; Cucurbitaceae
Product: cyanidin 3-O-galactoside 2''-O-xylosyltransferase FGGT1-like
Exons: 2
Coding region: 589-1998 (469 amino acids)
Molecular function (GO): UDP-glycosyltransferase activity
Source: RefSeq, a predicted model, not a curated record